AUGUCAAGUUGUUGUCUGCAACCCCCCGCCGUGCGUGCAAGAGGCAGAGACAGAGAGGAGGAUGGAGAGCACAGUGGAAGUAGACAAAGGGCCAGUCCCGGAGCACCAAUCCAUCGCUGCUGCCCAACCACCACCCUCCCCUUCCGAAAUAGCUCAAAUGGUUUGGUGGUUCUUGCCGUCGCCUGCUUAAAUAUUCACGAGGAGCCAGACAUGUUCAAUGCUCAUGCUGUCAGACGGUUUUCUUACUUCAUGUUAUCUUGUGAUGAUAUUGUACGCCUAGCGCAAGUAUUGCCAAAGUUUGAUAACAAUGUUGGACAAGUUAAAUGUGGUAGUUGUGCAGUGUUGCUGAUGUAUCAAUAUGGAGCUUCAUCCGUCAGGUGUUCCUCUUGCCAGUUUGUGACAGAAAUUGGAGAACACAACAAGCGUCCUCCAUGGUCUGUUCAACAGGGGCAACCACCUCCCCCUGCCAAUCCUGUUCAUUAA
Prunus armeniaca (apricot) is the source of this 483-nucleotide messenger RNA. Lineage: Eukaryota; Viridiplantae; Streptophyta; Magnoliopsida; Rosales; Rosaceae. The record is from the annotation of a GenBank genome assembly.